Molecule: messenger RNA, 2668 nt
Organism: Drosophila persimilis
Lineage: Eukaryota; Metazoa; Arthropoda; Insecta; Diptera; Drosophilidae
Gene: ebi
Product: F-box-like/WD repeat-containing protein ebi
Exons: 3
Coding region: 304-2388 (694 amino acids)
Biological process (GO): regulation of transcription by RNA polymerase II
Cellular component (GO): histone deacetylase complex
Molecular function (GO): protein binding; transcription corepressor activity
Source: RefSeq, a predicted model, not a curated record
UAUUUGUGAAAAAAAUAUGUAAAAUGCUCUUGCGUUUCAAAGUGAAUCGGGAAUUUUAGAAAACAGGCCGGAUCCACCGAAACUAGAAGCCACAUAGCGACGUCACAACAUCAAGCAGCCCCCAUCCGAUUUCUGGAGAGGAGCAAAGAACGCGUGCUAAAUGCAGACGCAUGUGUUACGCAGUGCCGUGUUAUCUCGCUCGUCAUUGCCGCCGCCGCCACAAUAAUUGGACGUUGUCCACAGAGUGCUCCUAGGACCUGAAGUUCUUAAAAAAGAAACUGGAAGAGUGCGCCCCUGGUAGCCAUGAGUUUUUCCAGCGACGAGGUAAACUUCCUUGUUUACCGAUAUCUGCAGGAGUCGGGCUUUCUGCACUCCUCCUACGUGUUUGGCAUUGAGUCGCACAUCUCGCAGAGCAACAUCAACGGAGCCCUGGUGCCACCGGCCGCCCUGCUAACCAUCUUACAGAAGGGUCUCCUCUACACAGAGGUGGAGUGGAGCGUCGGCGAAGACGGCGAGGUGGCGCGCCCCAUUGAGGGCCUAUCCCUGAUCGAUGCUGUGAUGCCGGAAGUGAAGCCGCCCAAGCCGGUGGUGAAAACGGAGCCUUGCAAACCAGGCGUGGACUCCACUGCACCGACAGCCACAAAUGCCAACAGCAAUGUGAAGGCCGAGAUUAAGGUGGAGCCGGGCACGGUCAAUGCGGGGGCCACAAAGUCAUCUAGCAGCACCACAGGCACCACCACGCCAACAGAGUCCACCAACGAGGUGGACUCCAGCGGGAGUGCUGCAGCCACUGCCAAUAACGCUGCCAGCGGGGCAAGCAACGGCAAUGGUACCCAGGCAGCCACUGCCGGCUCCACCAACGCCACAGCCCCAGCUGCAGGCGAUUCCUCCGCAACAGCCGCCAGCGGAGCCAACAAAAAGGCCAACUCCAGUGAGCCCGGCAGUUCGACGGCGGUCAACAAUACGGGCAAUGCAAAUGCAACGAGCACAGACGACGCCGCCUCAUCCACAUCCACCAACGGUAACAGCAACACCUCCAGCAGUGCCGAGCAACCGUCAAGCGGCGCCGCUCCGGUCGGAGCCGCUGUCUCGACUUCCAAUCCCGAUACAGCUGCAGCCGCCGGAGGAACCGCCGCCGCGGGGGCCAAAACGUCCACUGCGGCCGUCACAAUACGAGUGGGAACCCAGCCCAACAAUGUUGCGGCGGGCACAGCCACAGCUCAGAGCUCAGCUCCCAGCGGGACCAUCUCCUCCUCCACGGGAGGCACCCCUGCCCCCGUCGAGGCCAUGGAGAUUGACCAGAGCAUCGAGAUACCCGAGUCCAAGGCCCGCGUUCUGCGUGGCCACGAGAGCGAGGUGUUCAUCUGUGCCUGGAAUCCCAGUCGGGACCUUCUGGCCAGUGGCUCUGGCGACAGUACUGCACGCAUCUGGGACAUGUCCGAUGCAAACACCAAUUCCAACCAGCUGGUGCUGAGGCACUGCAUCCAGAAGGGCGGAGCAGAGGUGCCCAGCAACAAAGAUGUCACAUCCCUGGACUGGAAUUGCGAUGGGUCGCUGCUGGCCACGGGAAGCUACGAUGGCUAUGCGCGCAUCUGGAAAACAGAUGGCCGCUUGGCCUCGACUCUGGGCCAGCACAAGGGACCGAUUUUCGCUCUCAAGUGGAACAAAUGCGGCAACUACAUUCUCUCCGCCGGAGUGGAUAAAACAACAAUCAUUUGGGACGCUUCCACGGGCCAGUGCACGCAACAAUUCGCCUUCCAUAGUGCCCCCGCCCUGGACGUCGACUGGCAGACGAAUCAGGCUUUUGCGUCGUGCAGUACGGAUCAACGGAUACACGUGUGUCGGCUGGGCGUGAACGAACCGAUAAAGACUUUCCGGGGCCACACCAACGAGGUGAACGCAAUCAAGUGGUGUCCGCAGGGCCAGCUACUGGCCUCCUGUUCAGACGACAUGACACUGAAGAUCUGGAGCAUGAAUCGGGAUCGCUGCUGUCACGACCUGCAGGCGCAUUCCAAGGAGAUCUACACGAUAAAGUGGUCUCCCACGGGGCCGGGGACGAACAAUCCGAAUACGAAUCUUAUUCUCGCCUCGGCCUCCUUCGAUUCCACUGUGCGGCUGUGGGACGUGGAGCGGGGUAGCUGCAUCCACACGCUCACCAAGCACACGGAGCCCGUCUACUCGGUGGCCUUCAGUCCCGACGGCAAGCACCUUGCCUCGGGCAGCUUCGACAAGUGCGUGCACAUAUGGAGCACGCAAACCGGGCAGCUGGUCCACAGCUACAAGGGAACCGGCGGCAUCUUCGAGGUCUGCUGGAACUCCAAGGGCACCAAGGUGGGCGCCAGUGCCUCCGACGGCAGUGUGUUCGUUCUCGACCUGCGGAAGUUCUGAUCCUCGGCUCCCAAUGGCGUUGUGGACACACCAUCAGCGCCAGCCCGCGUCCAGGAGAUUCUGAGUUUUGUCUAUUAAAGAACGCUUCGAUUUAAACUGUACACACACACACCUUCAACACGAUCUGUUACCCGCCACUGUUUCUCGGCAUCUCGAUUCUUGGAUGGACUCUCUUGUUCCCAUGAAGCAAUAUCCAUUUCAUUCGUACCUUCAGAGAUGUCCAAGAGAUUGAGAUAGAUCCACCCGCCCGCGCCCCCUCCCCUAUGCUUUUGUCCAAUCU